Molecule: messenger RNA, 1113 nt
Organism: Chrysochloris asiatica (Cape golden mole)
Lineage: Eukaryota; Metazoa; Chordata; Mammalia; Afrosoricida; Chrysochloridae
Gene: SNAPC1
Product: small nuclear RNA activating complex, polypeptide 1, 43kDa
Exons: 9
Coding region: 1-1113 (370 amino acids)
Biological process (GO): snRNA transcription by RNA polymerase II; snRNA transcription by RNA polymerase III
Cellular component (GO): snRNA-activating protein complex
Molecular function (GO): sequence-specific DNA binding
Source: RefSeq, a predicted model, not a curated record
AUGGAGACUCCUCCAGGCCUGCAAACUGACUGCGAAGCGCUGCUCAGCCGCUUCCAGGAGACUGACAGCGUGCGCUUCGAGGACUUCACUGAGCUCUGGAGGAGCAUGAAGUUCGGCACCAUCUUCUGUGGGAGAAUGAGAAGUUUGGAAAAGAAUGUGUUUACAAAAGAAGCUUUAGCUUUGGCCUGGCGAUAUUUUUUACCUCCCUACACUUUCCAGAUCCGAGUUGGUGCUUUGUAUCUUCUGUAUGGAUUAUAUAACACCCAACUAUGCCAACCCAAACAAAAGAUUAGAGUUGCGUUGAAGGAUUGGGAUGAAGUUUUAAAAUUUCAGCAAGAUUUGAUAAAUGCACAGCAUUUUGAUGCAGCUUAUAUUUUUAGGAAACUACGGCUAGACAAAGCAUUUCACUUUACGGCAAUGCCCAAAUUGCUGUCAUAUAGGAUGAAGAAAAAAAUUCAACGAACUGAAGUCACAGAAGAAUUUAAGGAUCCAGAUGAUCGUGUAAUGAAACUCAUCACUUCUGAUGUGUUAGAGGAAAUGCUGAAUGUUCACGAUCAUUAUCAGAACAUGAAACAUGUAAUUUCUGCUGAUAAGUCCAAACCAGAUACAGCCCUCAGCUUGAUAAAGGAUGAUUUUUUUGAAAAUAUUAAGAACAUAGUUUUGGAUCAUCAGCAGUGGCACAAAGACAGAAAGAAUCCAUCCUUAAAAUCCAAAGUUAAUGAUGGGGAAGGAGCAAGAGAGAGCAGUGAUGCACAAGAAUCAGAGAGAUGCGAAAGGGCAGUAUCAUUAGCAAAAAUAAAGUCAAAGGCCUUUGCAGUUGUUGCUCAGGUAUCCAAGUCCAGAAGGCACCGACAAGUCAGACUUGAUUCUUCUGACUCUGAUUCUGCAUCUGGUCAAGGACAAAGCAAAGCAACUAAGAGGAAAAGAAACAAAGAAGCACUGAAAUCAGAAGGGAAGAAGGUAGCUUCCAGAAACAAAGGUGACAUGCAGAAUAUAAAUAAAGAAGAUAAUGCAUCUUUACGUCUGAGUAUGCCUGUAAUUACAGAAGACGAAGGACAGAAUGGACCAGUUAGUAAAAAGACAGGUAUGGAUGAGAUUAGGUCAGACUCCUAA